CACCUCUUCUUUCUCCAAUCCCACAACAAUCAACAAUCACAAAACUGAGCAAAAGAGGAGAGAGAAAAUGUCAGGAAGAGGAAAGGGAGGCAAGGGUUUAGGAAAGGGUGGUGCAAAGAGACAUAGGAAGGUGUUGAGGGACAAUAUUCAGGGUAUCACUAAACCCGCCAUUCGUCGAUUGGCCAGAAGAGGUGGAGUUAAGAGAAUCAGUGGUCUUAUUUAUGAGGAAACUCGUGGUGUUUUGAAGAUCUUCUUGGAAAAUGUUAUUCGUGAUGCUGUUACUUAUACUGAACACGCUCGUCGUAAAACUGUCACCGCCAUGGAUGUUGUCUAUGCUCUUAAGAGGCAAGGUCGCACUCUUUACGGUUUCGGUGGUUAAUUUAUUUUAUUUUUAGUGUAGUUUUGUUUCUAUAUAUAGUAGGUUCAGUUGUUUUAGUGGAAUUAAAAGAGAAUUUUACUCUGUUUGAUGUAAUUGCAAAAUCCAUGAUGAUAUCAAAUAUUAGCUGACUUUUGGUUAUCA
Molecule: messenger RNA, 520 nt
Organism: Beta vulgaris subsp. vulgaris (sugar beet)
Lineage: Eukaryota; Viridiplantae; Streptophyta; Magnoliopsida; Caryophyllales; Amaranthaceae
Product: histone H4
Exons: 1
Coding region: 68-379 (103 amino acids)
Biological process (GO): nucleosome assembly
Cellular component (GO): nucleosome
Molecular function (GO): DNA binding; protein heterodimerization activity; structural constituent of chromatin
Source: RefSeq, a predicted model, not a curated record